UUUUGAUUUAGCUAGCUAUGUUUUUGCACCUUUAGAAUAGUUACCGUAAUAACACAGACAACAAUUAUGGUAUUAUGGACAAUUACGUCGGUAUGAAGGGGCAAUGGUAGAAUACCGUUGUUAUGAGCCAGCCUGGGUCAAUGGACGAGAGGACUUGAACUAAGACAGUACAAUAUGGUUUAGAAACUCUGCUUGAAAUGUGUGGCUAACAGACCUCUGAGUUAAUUAGCUACCCAGGGCAGCUAACGUUAGAUAGCUUGCACUACAACCCACACUUCAAAAAUUACGGCUCAAGUUAAACUUUUGUAUAACCUAGCGAGAUUCUUCCGGUGCCACCAGACCAGAGUGACCCUGCUGUCCUCAACAUGGUGUCGUCCAGGCUGAAGUACCUGUCUCUGUGGGUGCUGGUGUUCCAGACCACCUUCCUGGUGCUGACCAUGCGCUACUCCCGCACACUACAGGGGGACGGCCCCCGCUACCUGGCCUCCUCUGCUGUGGUGGUGGCUGAGCUCAUGAAGAUCAUCACCUGUGUGCUGCUCAUAUUCAAGGAGCACAGCUACAAUGUUCGGGCUCUGAACAGUGUUCUGAGGCAAGAGAUCACUCACAAGCCGAAAGAGACCCUGAAGCUGGCCCUUCCUUCUGGGAUCUACACCCUACAGAACAACCUGCUCUAUGUGGCUCUGUCCAACCUGGACGCUGCCACCUACCAGGUGACGUACCAGCUGAAGAUCCUCACCACAGCCCUGUUCUCAGUGUCCAUGCUGGGCCGGAGGCUGGGUGUGUACCAGUGGCUCUCCCUGCUCAUCCUCAUGGCUGGGGUCGCACUUGUGCAGUGGCCCUCUGAAUCCCUCGGGGCCCCUGAGAAGGAGCAGAUGUCUGAAGGGUCCCAGUUUGUGGGCGUGGUGGCGGUGCUGGUGGCCUGCUGCUCCAGUGGCUUCGCUGGGGUUUAUUUUGAGAAGAUCCUCAAAGAGACCAAACAGAACAUCUGGGUCCGCAACAUACAACUGGGAAUGUUUGGCCUGGUGUUUGGUCUGAUGGGGAUGUUUGCAUACGAUGGGGAGAGAGUUCGAGAAUCGGGAAUGUUCAAGGGAUACAACACAAUCACCUGGACAGUGGUGGCUCUGCAGGCACUAGGAGGGCUGGUUAUAGCAGCUGUCAUCAAGUAUGCAGACAACAUCCUGAAGGGCUUUGCCACGUCACUCUCCAUCAUCCUGUCAACACUCAUAUCCUACUUCUGGCUUGAGGACUUUGAACCCACAAGUGUGUUCUUCCUUGGUGCAGUACUGGUCAUCGUGGCCACCUUCCUGUAUGGCUACGAGGAUAAGCCAUCCCCCAACCCCAGCCGUGCCUAGAGGACAUCACCGAGGACCGAAGGGGAUGUCAGGGAAGAGAAAAGAAGAGGAGAAGAAAACAGUGGAGCAGAAGAGAGAAAAGAGGAGCGAAGGACACUAGCCUAGAGGCAUCGUUGACAUGGGCCUCAGACACUCAGGCAUCGUACCGGCGUUUACAUAUAGCCGUGUUUUCACAGGCAGCCCAAUUCUGAUAUUUUUUCCACUAAUUGGUCUUUUGACCAAUCACAUCAGAUCUUUU
Messenger RNA from Oncorhynchus masou masou (cherry salmon), 1590 nucleotides. Its product is annotated as UDP-N-acetylglucosamine transporter-like. The transcript is spliced from 8 exons. Bases 366 to 1352 code for a protein of 328 amino acids. Gene Ontology annotation, cellular component: Golgi membrane. Gene Ontology annotation, molecular function: UDP-galactose transmembrane transporter activity. Gene Ontology annotation, biological process: pyrimidine nucleotide-sugar transmembrane transport. NCBI's taxonomy places the organism in Eukaryota, Metazoa, Chordata, Actinopteri, Salmoniformes, Salmonidae. The record is from RefSeq and is a predicted model, not a curated record.